Messenger RNA from Pipistrellus nathusii (Nathusius's pipistrelle), 717 nucleotides. NCBI's taxonomy places the organism in Eukaryota, Metazoa, Chordata, Mammalia, Chiroptera, Vespertilionidae. The record is from the annotation of a GenBank genome assembly.
AUGACAAGUAGUUCAGACUCUCCAGGUUCUCACUUGCCCCCCAAAACAAGAAGUUCUAACAUAGACUGCAACUUCUUGAAGGAAUUGAAUGAGGACUUAAAACUAAGAAAACUGGAACUUCUAGAGCUGCUAACACCUCUUGAAGAUAACAACAACCCCUUAAUCCAAAAGUUAAUGUCUAACUUGGAGGAAAAACAAAGAAGUCUGCAGAUUAUGAGACAGAUCAUGGCAGGGAAGGGGAGUGAAGAAUCCUCAUCCCUGGAGAUCAUUCAGGAAGCAGAGGACAUGAAGCAGAAUCUAGAAAGGAAAAACAAGAUGCUUUGGAAAGAAAUGGAGAUGCUAUGGAACAAGGCAUUCAACACAGAAGAAUUCAGUGAUCAACAGAAAGCAUCACAGAUAAAAAACAAAGCAAACUUGCAGGAUGGAAAGCUCUCUUUUUCCACCCAGGCUCCUGAAACCCCCUCAUCACCUCAGAAGAUCAAGAAUGAAUUGGAAAUAACAAAUGCAGAGGAAGUGAAGGAGAUAAGGAAGGAAAAGCAACAGAGGAAAAUAGAAUGGGUGAGGUACCAGGAACAAGCCAACAACCUUCAGAAUGACUUUAAUGGAAAAGUGAUUGAGCUCAGAAUUGAAGCCUUGAAGAACUACCAGAAGGCCAAUGAUCUGAAAUUAUCACUAUACUUACAGCAGAAUUUUGAGCCAAAGCAAGCAUUUUUAUAA